Molecule: messenger RNA, 252 nt
Organism: Rhipicephalus sanguineus (brown dog tick)
Lineage: Eukaryota; Metazoa; Arthropoda; Arachnida; Ixodida; Ixodidae
Product: hepatic triacylglycerol lipase-like
Molecular function (GO): lipase activity
Source: RefSeq, a predicted model, not a curated record
AUGAUUUCGACAUCAAACGGCAAGUUGACUGCAAAUGCUAUCCACGUUAUAGGUUUCAGCUUGGGCGCACAAGCUGCUGGGUUUUGCGGUCGUCACUUCUACAACAAAACAGGAGAGAAAAUUGGACGAAUUACAGGCCUCGACCCUGCUGGUCCUUUGUUUGAAGGCACAAAUGUGGCCUUGUCGAGAGAUGAUGCACUGUUUGUCGACGUCAUUCAUAGCAACGCCGGAAUGUCAGUGGCCAUGGACUGA